AUGCCACCAAAAAGUGCCGGGAGGCAGACUGCCUCUCCCAAGGCUAGAUCGCGAGCGCCCCAAACCGGUCUUAUUGCAACUGAAGAUACAACACAGGAAAAACUUGGGGACCACUUCCUGGGAACCUUGAUAAUCGAUAUACGCCGCCUUGACCGGGUGUGGUCAGUUGAGCAAGGACGGAACCGAACAAUUUCUGACCGUCAAGUUCGCCAACUCGUCAGCGCGUUCCAACACGGAAUCCAACGAUAUUCUAAUCGCACACGACUUACUGUGACUGUUCGGAAGGAGGAGUUCGCAAGCAUUCUUCAGUCAUAUAUAGCAGAUGGCGUGACUUUGGAGGAUGUGGAAAAUAGAGUCAAAGUCAGUAGAGGCAGCGAGGGAUCGUUUAUUAGAUAUUCCGGGCUGGUUCGACCUGUUCUCCGAAAUGGUCAACAUCGCGUCGAGGCACUUCUUACGUUAUUAGAGGAACAGGCGAAACUUGCACAGCAAGGGGCAAAUGAUCAGUAUGGUAACGUAAUUCAAGCGCCUGAAGUCAAGGACUAUUGCUGGGCAAUCGACUUAUAUGCUAUUGAUGAUCUGGAUUCGAAUUUACUGGCCGCGCUCUGCGCGAAUAGUAAACCCGUCAGCCUUCAAAACUCCGAGGGUUAUACUGCAUAUUAUGUCAUAUCGAAAUGGAAUGUCCUGUCUGCCGAGGAUCAGCAGAAACUAACUUCAAGCAAGACCGAAUUUGACAGCUGGCUAUAUCAAACAUUUGGGAUCACCCCGGAUACCACCCCUCGAAUCAAGCCAAUUCUCCGUAAUGAUGCGUGGAAGAAUAGUUGUUUUCGUUACGUGUCGACUCGCUAUGGCGAGGCGACAUUUAAUUGGGCCUUGAUCACUAGAAUGUUGGGAACUCGACUUGAUUUCAUUUGGAUCGCCGAAUUCAAGAAGUACUUUCAUUUCAUGUCGAAGAUCCUUGGGGGAUCGGAAAACCUGCUGCACAAGAAUGAUUUUAUGAAGAUCUUCUCCCUUCCUGCUGGAAGACCCGACUUUCACUUACGUCUUCUAUUUUUUCCGAACACAUCUGAUUAUUGGGACGGGAAAACCCCGCAUAAACGCCCAUUUGCCCUCCCGGUUGAAUAUCGAUCGAAUAAGGCCCUGCCGAAACUGUCUAAACCAGUCCACGUUGGUGGAGCUAAUUUCGAACAUCGUCGGCCUGACUUCAUGGAUAUGUUGGAUGAGAAGCAAUACGUCAGGAUCUUCCAUGCACUUCGUGAUAACCGUGACUUGGAGUGUCCUAGUUGGUCGGAAUGGACCCAACUUGAGAAGCAUCCAGUCAAGCCAACUUGCCAGCUACUAAAGCAUAUUCUAACAUGGGUAGAACCAACAUGGAAGUUUCCUGAGCGGGCGAAUCACGCACUACAAUACUUUCAUUUUACAACAGAGGUUAAGCGACUCAUGCUUAAUGAGGAUACAGAUACAGAGAUUGCCCGGCAGUUCAUCCUGACAAUUCUUAAGGAGGUUAAACAGGAGACUAUGUGGAGAGACACCGUGGUCGAAACAGAGCUCAAGACAUUACCGACAAACUUACUGGAUGAGGGAAAAAAUGAAGACUAUCUACAACGAUUUACCAAGACUUGUUGGGCCAAUAUCGUCAACCUGGUGACCCACCAGAAAGCGGACUGCCUCAGGGGUGAUAUGGCUCAAUUCAACAAUAAAACAACCCUUCAAGACCAACUCCUGCCAACCCCAACAUGGGGAAAUAUCAUUGUUGACACUAAUUUUCGUGAUAACAUGAUGUUGCUCAAGACUCCAGCUCUUGACAACCCGUUGACCCGUGCUGCAUUUGCUGACGAGGGGGAUGUUUUUGGCGCUUUGAUCCACUACCGUGAAUUAAAGCGGAAAAUGCUCCUGACCCUUGAGUGGGGCUAUAUCAUACCGCUUGGAAAGAAUUCCCUUCGUCCGAAAAAUUUGAUCGCUUCUAUGGAGGAAUACAUAGCUGCGGCUGAAGUGCUUGUAGAACUCGACAUGGCAUUGCAGAAAGUGGGGUAUAACCUCGACCGUGAUAACUUCAAUGAGGACCUAGGAUCAUUCACUCUUAGGAGAGAUAUUGCCCGACCAGUCGAUACUCGACCAGAAAAACCAGGUUUUCAAGAUGCGCGCCCUCUGAAGUACAAGACAUUAGAGGAAGAAUACCUUGAUGAGUUCAAACGCGCCCGGCGUCAGCGGAUGAACAUGAUGGUUGAAAGAUCCGGCACUAGAAAACGCAAGAGAGGUGAUCCUGACCCCACACUCACGACUGUUCGCACUAUCCUCGAGAUGCCGAUACCCGUUGACAUCAGGCAACUGGAUGGAAACCGUAUCGAUGCCGACACGCAUCUGCAAGCGACUAACCGAAUCAAGCAAAAAUGCCUGGAAUACGUUAACAUGACUGACGAGACUCGAGCGACUCAAGGUACCCAGAAAUGGUUGGAAUUGAAGGAUUUAUAUGCCUAUUACAAGCUACAGAUGCCAGAGGAUGAAAUGGAAGAUCUUGAAGUAGAACCGACUCCUGGAGAUGAUGGCGCGGCGGGUGCUGAAACGGCGGAUGUGGACCAAGCGGAUCAGGAGAUGCCUAAUUAA
Molecule: messenger RNA, 2601 nt
Organism: Aspergillus puulaauensis
Lineage: Eukaryota; Fungi; Ascomycota; Eurotiomycetes; Eurotiales; Aspergillaceae
Exons: 9
Coding region: 1-2601 (866 amino acids)
Source: RefSeq, a predicted model, not a curated record